ACUUUGUUUUAAUAUUCAUGUUAGAUUUGAUCGAACUUCGACGAAUAGAAGCCGCUGAAGGUAUUGCAAAUCAAUUAUCAAAAUCAAGAAAUAUCGUCUAUUUACCACAUGGUCCUCAAAUGUUACUUAACAUUACUGGUGGUAUGCAAUAA
This is a messenger RNA of Rotaria sordida, 152 nucleotides long. Lineage: Eukaryota; Metazoa; Rotifera; Eurotatoria; Philodinida; Philodinidae. The record is from the annotation of a GenBank genome assembly.